Molecule: messenger RNA, 5141 nt
Organism: Schistosoma guineensis
Lineage: Eukaryota; Metazoa; Platyhelminthes; Trematoda; Strigeidida; Schistosomatidae
Source: the annotation of a GenBank genome assembly
GUGGUUCGUUUACAUUGAUCUACUUUAAAUUUUAAUUUGUAACCUGGUGCAUGAACCUAGAUUUAGUUGUCACGUUUCGUCUGAUCUGGUGAUUUGUUACACUUGGAUGUAUACAAAUAUUUCGAGUACAUCAUCAUUUGAAAGUGUACUAGACUACCUUCUAUAAUUGACCAGAGCGCAGAUAAAAUUUCCAACUCUGCUAGUGUAGUAUUAGAGAAGUAUUUAAAAAAUGGCAACCUAUGAGCUAACUUUUUUUUUCGAAACUUAAACAAUACAGACUUUUGUUUUCCGAAUCAAAUUUAAUACUUCCACGUUUCGGUGCGGUUUAAUCAGAAUGAACUCAGUGAGCUAAAAUCUGAAUACAGUGGUUUUGAGUGCUGUUAGAGGUAUGAGGGCGCUUAUCACUUCCCGGUUCCCCACACCGUGGAAGGGUUCUUUUGAAGGUGCCUGAAAAGGAAAUUGGAUUAGAGGUGGCCUUAGUGACCAGAGAGCGUGACCGCAGUGCCCAAGAGACAACUGCUUGAGGUCGGUCACAUACGACCUUUUUAUGGGUAAUUUUUGUGCUAGCUCCGUACUUGUUGAGACCUUACCGCCGGAGAAGGAUAUCCGUGGAAUAAGGCGAGGCGUGCAUUUUUUUAGGGCCGACCUUUUCUAACCCCACCCCUCCUUGUGGGAAGGUAGCUUCGCCAUCAUGCUGGUUGUCUUAAGGAAACACCUUACUGCUGUCACACCUCUGUACAGUCAGCAGUACGACUUCGCCCUCGAACCUUAGGUUUGUUGCUUUUAGUCUUACCGCUCUUCAACCGACCUGUCUGACAUGGUAGGACCUUGAGGAACGGUUGUUCCAGCCAGUAUAGCUCGGUUGCUUCAUCACGAUAGGCAAGCCCAACCACCACGUCAAGGUAGCAACAACGGUCGGGGAAUCUAAUGAUUAGUUCAUUUCAUUAUAUUUCCCUCUCACAGUAAUACAGUUUUCCUUGGUUUCGACUGACUUCAUGUUGUGACAAAACUACUUUCAUCAUUAUCAAAAGUUCAUUUUCGACCAGGCAAAUAUUUAAUUCGUAUAAUUUGUUGCUGAUACUUGUGAGAAUCCUCAAUCUAAAACUUGUCUUAUAACCCUCUGCGUCUUAUUUAUUUUGUUAAUUCUUAAGAGUGAACUAUACUGUAUGUACUUUUUUAGUUUCUAUAUGUUUAGGGUCAACUAUUCUAACAAUGGAAACAAAGGAUAAUCCCUCAAAGCCUUUUGUGUUUCCAGUCAUGAAAAAGACAAUCGAAGACCUAUUUACUAAGUCGAAAAUUACGAAAGAUGAUAUCGAAGCUUUCCAAGACAAAUAUUGGGAACAACUUGUUCCUAAUUUCAGUCAAGCACUGAAGCUUCUGGAUAUACACGGAGUUCCAAGACAUAAUAUUUUAUGGAGCAUAAACGAUCGCCUUAUGGAUGCUAUUAAGGCUAGAGUUGACUCGAAGCCUGAUGAUUGUGACCAUAAAAAAUGCCAAAAACUCUGGCAGAAGCUUAUCAAGACGGGAAUAGUGUAUAUUCAUCAUCCAUAUAUGCGUUCAUUAAUUAUGCAGGUUCUUGGUAAAAUGAAUUCGAUUAAAGAAAGGCAUGUCAACCUAAUUGUUGACAACAAAUAUUUAUAUGAUGAUGCUCCUUUACCGGUCUUACGUCAUAUUUGGGUUGCUCAUCCUCACAAAUUUCAAGAGGAAUUAGAUAAAGUCAUAGCAACAUUUCAAUCUACAUGGUCUUCCGCUAUUUUGGAUGCCCUUUCAAUGUCUAUCACGUCUACUGCAUCGACAACAGCUGAUCUCGUCCCAAUUCUUUAUUGGCCACCUCGUCGUCGUAGACGUGAUCCUUCAAUUGUACGGAUUGUUGAAAUGAUUGGAGAAGGACAAGUCUUGUAUGAUAAAACUAUAAGCAUACUUCGUGAUCAAUGUAUAAAAUGUGAAAAAGCGGCUUAUUCACUUAUGGAACAGCAAAUCAAAUCGACAAUUGGAAAUAAUAAUUCAUCUGAGGAAAUAGAUGAACAGCCACCACCAGCUAAACGAAGUAGACAACGCUUAUCAAGUAAAGAAAAAUCUUCAGAUAUAACACAACGUUUAGCUAAUCAACCUAUUCCAUAUAUCCCAUUAGCUUUUAUGCCUAAUCAACCUUCAGUUGCUUCAGCCACUUUAUGCACACUACGUUUUGAUUUAUUGAUGAGUUUAAACGAAGCGAAAAUUGAUCGACUGUGUGUUCCUGAUAGAAUUCAUCGUUUUGUCUGGUGCUUAGAUGCAUGUGUUCGCAAUCGUCGAAUUGAUCAAAGGCAUGCUAGUGAAUUAGCCUAUCAUUUACAGUUACAACGUCGUCGUUGGGCUAAAGAAACAGCUGAUGAAUGUCAUGAAUUAUAUGGAGAAUCUAAUGAGAAUAUCAGUGGAGAAAUGUCUAAACGUGGACAUUCUAGUUCUUCUCGCGGUAAAAAUUCUAAAAGUGGUAAAACCAAUCAAAAACAAUCUCCUUCAAGUACAGAAAAACAGUGCGAUUUAGAGGAUGUAGAAAAGACAGCUGAUGUAAACUUUUUAGAAAAAGAUAUGCAUAUGGCUUGUCGAGAUCCGUGGGUUGUUUACACCAUUUGUACAUCAUUAAUUCGUUACGUACUUAAUGGACUUUAUGAAGACAAAUUACCUCGGGAUAUACCUGAAGUACACUUACUUGUUCAUUUAUUAGUACUUGGCUUAGGAGACGAUUUAAUCCCGUAUUCUUGUUUACAAUUAAAAACUAAAGAAAGUUCUAUGAGUAAACGUAAUAGUACUACCGAUAUUGAUGAUCCUACAUUGAAUUGUCCAUCGAAAGCACUAAUUAGUUAUAUUUUACCAGCUGUUGCACAAUUACAAGUAUUAACAUGGAGAGCACAAGUGGCUGAAGAGAUUUUAACAUUAAGCAAUAAUUUAUGGCCUACUACUAGUUUGGAAAAUACUACUGGCAGUAGUAAUAGUAGUAGUGGUGGCGGGUUAACGCCAUCUAAUAAUAAUAAUAAUACAAAUCAACGACCAACAUCUCAUGAAUCAAGAGAAUCAUCUAACCCAUCAUCGUCAUCAUCAUCACCAUCAUCAUUGCCAACAACAUCACCACCAUUGGUUUGGCAAAAACGUAUUAAAGAUGCUACUCAAUGUGUCAAUAUAACUGUACCAUCAGGUUAUUUAGCACAUCCAAUUGGUUAUUUAAUUUUACAAUAUCAUUGUUUAUUUUGUUUAGAACGUAAUGAAUUAGCUACAUUACGUGCUUUAUUAAAAUUAGCUGUAACACUUGCACAAUCACGUGUAAAUCGUUCUAACCAUAAUAAAUCUACAACACAAUCUCAACCAAUUACACCAACAAAAGUGUUAUGUUCUGAUUCAUUAAGUUAUAAUAAUAAAUUUGGCCUAUCUGUUAUUUUUCGUUGGCGCCCAGAAGUUUUACAAGCUUUAGUUUUAGGGAUUUCACGUUUACCUCAAUCUGCGCCUGCUUUUGUGGAUAUUGAUCGAAAUACACACAUUACUGAAGGUUCUGUUGAAUCUUCUUUAAAUGAUAAUACUGGUCAAUCAGAUUCUGAUAAUAAUUCAUCUAAUAUAUCAUCUCUAGUUCGUACAAAUUCAAUGAUGUCAAAUAUAAUUUCUAACAAUGAAUUAGGAAAUAAUAUUAUUGGUUUUACUAAUGUCCUAAAUUCUACUUGUCAAAAUACUAAUCCAGAAUCUUACUCUACCAUAACAGGAUCAAUUGUUACGCGUGCGAAUUUAGCUGGUCUACUCAGAUCUAGUUUACCAUUAAUUAAUGAUGUACAAUUAUUAGCUCUUGCUCAAGUUGCCUUACUUGUUCCUGGACCAACGAGUACUAAUUUAGGAACUGGUGGUAUGUCUAGUAGUAGUGGUACCAAUGUAUCCUCCAUUCAUCCUUUAUCUUCUGGAACUACUACUACUGUCACUACAACUACUACGGAUGUUAGUAGUAUCAAUGAAUCUGUCUCAACUGCACCUAGUUUAAGUGAACGUGAAAGACUUGUCAAUACAUUAGCAAGACAUUGUAACAUUACAUCUGUUGGUAGUACUGGUACAUUGUCAACUACUGAUUCGAAUUUAUUAUUUGAAUCCGGUACACAACAAUCUGGUACAGCAGCAGGUACAACUGGAAGCUAUAAGUCAUCAAAUCCACGCGUUUUAGCUGCUUUGGAUGUUCUGCGUAAAGAUAUUGAAAAAUCCCAUAAUUCGCUUGCAUCACCGUUAACACCGACAAAUUUAGUUGGAAUUAAGACUGGACCUGGUGGUUAUAGUUCAUCAGCGUCAUCAUUAAAUGCAUCAGCAAAUCUCUUAACAAACUUUACUGGUUUCCAAAUGCCAGAUGCAUGGAUUGCUCCAUCGCCUCGUAGUCCUUUAUCGACUAAUAAAUAUUCACGUUUUGGUGCAGACUCACUACAGUCAUCGAAUAAUAGCAGUACAUCAUUAACUGGUACCAGCUUAUCAUCGUGUUACUCAUCAUCAUCAACAUCAUCUUAUGGUUUACAUUUGCCUAUUGGAACACCUCUUACUAAUCCAGGUCUAAUGGGAGCUACACCUCACCUAAGUAAUCUACAUAUUGGACAAGGUCAAAUGCCAAGUCUACGUAAACUACCAAAGCUUACUCCCUCACCUGAUCUAUUAUCAUCGUUAUCAUCAUCUUCUUCAAGGGAAUUCCGUACUCCUCUUUCGCCUAAUCCCAUUCAUCAGCAAAGAAAUAAGUUUGCCACUGAUACAUUGUAUGCUUCAUGCCCAUCUCCGGCUGUACAUCGACCAGAUGCCUCUCAUGAUAAUAGUAAUAUUGCUAUUCCUAGAUCUCCUUCACCACCACCUUCGUAAUAUAUUAUAUGAAUAAUUUUUCUCCUCCUACUGUAUUUCGUAUGUGUGUGUAAAGUUUUUGUAAUCUUAUCUGACUUAUUAACUCACCAAUCAACUACUGUUAAUUGGGAAUAAAAACAACUUAUGACAUGUAUUUAUAAACUUUGAACAGUUUCAUUCUAGUUAAAAUUCUAAUCUUGCCAUUUGGUAAAUAAAGAAGGAACGAAUUGAGCGAAGAAAUUUCUUUUCAAUUAGUUUUUCAUCAUGGCUCUACACUAAUAUAUAUACGUUUUACAAUAAUAAUAUAAUACUCAUCG